AUGUGGCGUGCAUUACUGCUAGCGGCCAUUUUGUUUCACCGGGGCCACGGUAUACCAAAUCGCGUUGUGGACGUGACCACAACUUGUGACAAAAGCUCUAUUAGCAUCCAGGUUACUAUGGAGCAGCCUUUCAAGGGUCUUUUAUUCAGUAAAGACUUCUCUAGAGAAUGCCGUGUCCAAGGACAGAAGCAAAAAACGGUGUCGAUAAAUCUACCCUCCAACGCGUGUGGUGUGAGAACAUCGACGCUGAAUACGACAGUCAACGAGCCGGAUGAUAAAGAGGAUCUCUACUAUAAUGUGGAACUUGUAUUACAGAUGGACAAGCAGCUCCAACAAUCCACUGAUCAGGACAUAACAGUAAGGUGUAAGUUAAAACCACGCGCAGUUAGGAUAAAUAGCCCGGCGUUGGAAGGGGUCAUUACAACUAAGUUGCGAGAAAUGACAAUUUCUGAAAGGAAAAAAGUCAGGACGGGUCGAAAUCGUCAAGGUUGGGAUAACCCGGUCGAAUUGGAACAAAGAGAUUUUCUUAUGGAAUCAGCUCGUGCUUGGAUGGAGUUAGCACCGACGAUUUCUGGCUCAGAACCUGCGACAGUUGAAGUUGGUCAACCUACGAGACUGCUUAUACAGUGCACAUUGCCAGUUGGCGUUGGUCUUCGAGUGACAAACUGCGUCGCUCAUGAUGGCUUAGGAGAAGCAUCCCAAAAGCUCCUGGACGAAGCGGGGUGUCCCAUUGAUGAAACUAUUUUUAACAAGCCAUCAAUACAUCGACACAAGCAUAAAGGAACUGAAAUUGACUUUAACGACCUAGAACCAGUUGAUAAAGAGAGAGACAAAGACGAUCAAGAUUUAAAAUCUAAAUCCGACCCAGAAUUUAUGUUUAGAAAUGUAAUGACGUACCAACAUGCAGUUACAACAUUUGCCGCUUUUAAAUUUCCUGAUAGAGCAAAGCUACAUUUGUCUUGUGGAAUAGAAUUGUGUAAGGGACCAUGCCCUGACAUCGAUUGUAAAGCUCUCUUAAAACCACAGAGGACAAAAGAAGGUCUAGUGAGGAAAGCCAGACUGGAUAAAGAAGCUAAAGGCAAUGUCAUAGAUCGGCUAGAAGUUUAUAAUAGCAUAGAAGUUCUGGCGCCAAAUAUAGAAUUGGAAGAUGAGGCAUCUAUACGUGGUUCUAGAAGAGUAGAAGGCGAAGAAGAAUUUAUACGAGGAUUUUCACCGGGAGACAAGACCAUAUGUUUAUCGCCUGGGAAAAUGGCUCUUGCUUUCUGCGUCUUAGGUGUCAUUUUCUUAUGCGCUAUAGCGGUAGCAUUUGCAUCACUUGUGAGGGCGAGACGACGAUCUGCCCACGAACCGGCGCAUACAUCUCUCUCUUUCUACACUGGAAGUAAGAGUGUGUUCUCUUCUAGCGAGAGUUCUAGUUCUGGAUUGAGUGGAAGUAAACUGCUUUUAACAGAUAGUCCGUACAUGGAUCACCAUUCGUCUUCGAGCAAUAAUUGGCCAUAUCCUAGACCCUUUUAA
Molecule: messenger RNA, 1515 nt
Organism: Leptosia nina
Lineage: Eukaryota; Metazoa; Arthropoda; Insecta; Lepidoptera; Pieridae
Source: the annotation of a GenBank genome assembly